Tremella mesenterica DSM 1558 is the source of this 855-nucleotide messenger RNA. RefSeq lists its product as uncharacterized. Gene Ontology annotation, biological process: proteolysis. NCBI's taxonomy places the organism in Eukaryota, Fungi, Basidiomycota, Tremellomycetes, Tremellales, Tremellaceae. The coding region runs from base 1 to 855 and encodes 284 amino acids. Gene Ontology annotation, molecular function: peptidase activity. The transcript is spliced from 4 exons. The record is from RefSeq and is a predicted model, not a curated record.
AUGAGCGUUCCUUUGCAAUUCAUCGAUAUCAACGGCGCUACGUUGGCGUAUCGUAUCGUAGGUCCGAAGGAAGCCCCAUUGAUCAUCACUCUUCAUGGUGGUAGAGGUCUGGGAACCCACGAGAGCGACUUCAACGCAUAUCGUUCCUUGGGCGAUUGUUAUAGGGUUUUGUCGUUUGACCAGCGUGGGCAUGGACAGUCGUCUUUGACUAAACCGUUUACGUUUCGUCAGUUGGUCGAUGAUAUUCAGUCUCUCCGUCAGGCCUUCGUGGGGGACGGCAAGGUCAUAAUCAUCGGAGGUAGUUUCGGGGGAUUCAUUGCCCAGGAAUACGUGACGACUUAUGGGGAUUGGGUAUCGCAUCUGGUUCUUCGAGGGACCGCACCAUCGCAUCAUCAUGAGGCGGAAGCGAUAGAGAAUUGGAAGAAACGCCUGCACCUUAUUCCUCUUGCUUCCGUUGGCAUGCUCAACACGGUCUUCACCCAGUUUAUCGACGAUAACGAGAUGCGUGUGAUAUUCUUCUUACUCAAUCGUUUGUAUGUCGAUGAGAAUUAUGAUCCGGAUGUUGCUUUGGAGAAGAACAGACGAACGAUCUACAGGGCGGAAACGCAUAAUGAUCUCUAUUCCGAGCAAGAGAAGUAUUUCGAUUUCCGUGAUAAAUUAGGGGAAGUCAAGGCGAAGACUUUGAUUGUGGUUGGUGCGAAUGACUGGGUUUGCCCUCCGAGUCAAUCUAAACUUAUCCACUCCCUCAUCCCAGGUUCCAUCCUGCACAUUGUACCAGACGCCAAUCACGCCGUUCAUCACGAAAAGAACGAGUUUGUCAUUGGAGAGAUCAGGAAGCUGUUGAUCGAAAGUUAA